GAACAUGCGUAAAGCACGUGAUCUCCUGCGCUGCACUUCCUCAUGUCGUGAACAUAAACUCAAAGCCAGUUAAACUGAAUUCAGAAGUAUUGAUUACUCGAACAAGUUAUGUUUAGUAAAGUUAUUCGCUAUUAAGCGCAGGUCAGUGUCCGUUGAGACAUAUUGCGUUUCUGUGAGCGGUCAGAUGAUUUCUCUUCUGUUCCGGGUGCAGCAGGUUGGGUAAGACACUGAGACCCACCGUUUUUUUUGGUGUAUAAUGAACUCCCUUAAACAGAUACUGUGUACUAUUGGCCUGCUUCUCUGUACAGCUGAUGCAGACAAUGACAGAAAACCUAAUUUUGUCUUUAUGAUGGUGGACGAUUUAGGAAUUGGUGACCUUGGAUGCUACGGAAACACAACCCUCGGGACGCCUAACAUUGACAGGCUGGCCUCAGAAGGGGUUAAACUGACCCAACACAUAGCUGCUUCCCCACUCUGCACUCCCAGCAGGGCGGCCUUUCUCACAGGCAGAUACCCCAUCCGAUCAGGUAUGGCUGGACAUGGGCGUUUGGGAGUGUAUCUCUUUACUGCAUCGUCAGGGGGACUUCCGCGCGAAGAAAUCACCUUUGCCAGGGUUGCCAAAGAGCAAGGCUAUGCCACCUCUAUAAUCGGAAAAUGGCACCUGGGUCUCAACUGUGAAGAUAAUGCCGACCACUGUCACCAUCCAACCUCACAUGGCUUUGACCACUUCUAUGGUAGCAUUAUGACUAACCUUCGAGACUGCCAGACUGGACAUGGCUCUGUCUUCCAUGGUGUCCAUGCUCACAUACCCUACAAGGCCCUUAGUAUUGGUCCAAUCACCCUGGCUUUGCUCCAUAUUAUAGGGGUGAUAACUGUGCCCAGGAAAGUAGUUUUUGGACUUCUGGCCCUGGUAGGGUUGGUGGUGAGUAUCUUUUGGCUAAUGUUGUACACAUUUGCCAAUUUAAACUGCUUUCUCAUGAGAGGAGAGGAGAUUGUGGAGCAACCAUUUGCAUCUGAGAACCUCACACAGAAGAUGACCAAUGAGGCAAUAGAGUUUCUGGAAAGGAAUUCAGAGAAGACUUUCUUGCUCUUCUUCUCAUUCAUCCAAGUCCACACUGCACUCUUUGCCUCUCCUCCCUUCAGAGGGAGAAGCCAACAUGGUCUCUAUGGUGAUGCUGUAAUGGAGGUGGACUGGAGUGUAGGUCAGAUCAUGAAGACUCUGGAGCGCUUAAAAUUGAAGGAAAACACUUUGGUGUACCUGACCUCAGAUCAGGGUCCCCACCUGGAAGAGAUUUCCAUCCAUGGAGAGGUGCACAGGGGUUGUAGUGGCAUAUACAAAGCUGGUAAGUCAACCAAUUGGGAAGGUGGAAUUCGGGUUCCAGGGAUUCUUCAUUGGCCAGGUGUUGUACCUGCAGGGCAGGUCAUUGAUGAGCCCACUAGCAACAUGGAUCUUUUCCCCACAGUGCUGAAAUUAGUUGGUGCUUCGGUACCCAGCGACAGAGAUAUUGAUGGCCAUGAUCUCUUACCACUGCUGCAAGGGCAAGUGGAGCAUUCUGAGCAUGAAUUUAUGUUCCAUUACUGCAAUGCCCACUUGAAUGCUGUGAGAUGGCACCCAUCUGGCAGUAGCGCAAUCUGGAAGGCCUUUUUCUUUACCCCUAUCUUCUACCCAGAGAAUAGCUCUGCCUGCUUCCACACUCAACUCUGCUUCUGCAUUGAGCCUUUCAUCAUACGCCAUGACCCUCCACUGCUUUAUGACUUGUCGAGGGAUCCCUCAGAGAGCACCCCCCUGACCCCAGACACUGAGCCCAAAUUCUACUCAGUUCUUGAGGCUAUAAGGGCAGCAGUAAACCAUCAUACACAGAGUUUGAAGCCUGUCCCAGCACAGAUUUCACCUCAACACCUGGUUUGGAAGCCCUGGCUCCAGCCCUGCUGCUCUUCUCUCAGUCAGCUUUGCAAGUGUGAACGAGAUCAUCAGAUAGGGCAGCCAAGACAUGAGAAGCUUUAGAAAGAACAGACCAGACUGGAUCUCAAAAUCUGAGUUUCAGCUUGUAAAAAGGAACAGAAAUCCUUAAUUAGCUUGAAUUUGUGCAGACAUACUGUUAAUUUGUAUAUGAUAUAGUAACCUAACACAAUUCACAGUUAAAAUCUUCUUGAUGAUCCACUGUAAAGAAUGUGAAGAGCUAUAAAAACCCAUAGGGUUUAAUCGAAGGAUAAGAGAAUAAGGGGACAACAGAAGCAUUUUAAAUACUGCAGUGCACUUAUUUUCUACACUGCACUGCUGAAUUUGCAUCACAAGAUGGCACAUAGGGUUAGUUGUAUGACUGAAGAUAAGAUUUCUGGCAAUAGUUUUUGUGAACAUAGCCAGAGCACUGAGUUCUCUAUUCUAGUUUGGAGAUGUAUCAUCUUGAUUCAACACCGUAACGUCAGGAAUUUUAUGAGGUUGUAAUUGGUACCUCAAAACAUACGCUUUGAUCUAUAACCGGUAAUGGUGCUGUGAAGUUUUUUCUUUGUUAUUUUGGUAUUUUUGAUAUCCAAUCUGUUUUGCUUAUUUUUGCUUUUGACUAAUCAGGCUGCACUGAAUGGUUCACAAUUUCCUGCCAAACAUAAGAGGAUCUCCACACUUACAACAUCCCGUUCAUUACACAAAAAAUUAAAAAAAGGUUUGUAUAAUAAAAUAAAAAGAUGUUUUGUCUAAUGUUUUAAGA
Messenger RNA from Myxocyprinus asiaticus (Chinese sucker), 2705 nucleotides. RefSeq names its product steryl-sulfatase-like. Lineage: Eukaryota; Metazoa; Chordata; Actinopteri; Cypriniformes; Catostomidae. The record is from RefSeq and is a predicted model, not a curated record. The transcript is spliced from 10 exons. The coding region runs from base 257 to 2005 and encodes 582 amino acids. Gene Ontology annotation, molecular function: arylsulfatase activity.